Messenger RNA from Guillardia theta CCMP2712, 1281 nucleotides. Its product is annotated as ammonium transporter. The transcript has a single exon. Gene Ontology annotation, molecular function: ammonium channel activity. Lineage: Eukaryota; Cryptophyceae; Pyrenomonadales; Geminigeraceae. The record is from RefSeq and is a predicted model, not a curated record. Gene Ontology annotation, cellular component: membrane. Gene Ontology annotation, biological process: ammonium homeostasis; ammonium transmembrane transport. Bases 1 to 1281 code for a protein of 426 amino acids.
AUGGUUUUCUUCAUGCAGGCCGGGUUCGCCAUGUUGGAGGCGGGUAUCGUCCACCCCAAGAACGUCACCAACAUUCUCUUCAAGAACAUGAUCGACGCAUCCAUCGCCGCCAUCUGCUACUGGCUCCUUGGGUAUGGGUUCGCCUUUGGUAAAGACCGUGAGGGCUUUAUCGGAGAUUCCAACUAUGGGUUGAGAGCUGUCUAUAACGGCUCAGGUGGUGGAGGAUCAGAUAACUGGCAGAUGUGGUUCUUCCAGUGGGCCUUUGCGGGAGCUUGCGCUACGAUUGUUGCAGGAUCAGUUGCAGAGCGCGCGAAGCUCGAGGCGUACUUCAUCUACUCGACUGUCCUCUCCACCUUCAUCUACCCCGUCAUUGUUCACUGGGUUUGGGGAUCUGGUUGGCUCUCCGCCUGGGGUGCUUACCCUGACUCCCAAGGCAAUGCCCGGCCAAUCUUCAACCGUGACGAGCGAUCCAACGGCAUGAUCGACUUCGCUGGCUCUGGCGUCGUGCACAUGGUUGGAGGAUUCUGCGGCCUGAUCGGCGCCAUCGUUAUUGGUCCAAGGAAAGGAAGGUUCGGCCCCAACGGCGAAGUCCACACGCUCUUCGAAGGCAACACCACCCUGCAGUCUCUCGGAGUCUUCAUCCUUUGGUUCGGAUGGUACGGGUUCAACUGUGGGUCCACCCUCAAGAUCUCGGGCAACCUUGCCAACAUCGCAGGCAAGGUUGCGAUGACCACCACCAUCGCUGCUGCUGCCGGAGCCAUCGUUACAACCUUGCUCUCCAAGAUCGUGACUGGGGUCUACGACAUCUCCAUGGGCCUGAACGGGAUCCUUGCGGGCCUCGUUGCCAUCACGGCCUCUUGUUCAGUGGUGAAUCCAUGGAUGGCCUUCCUCAUCGGAGGUGGCGCUGCCUUCGUGCUUGUCGGCGGCCACUACCUCAUCCUCAAGCUGAGGAUCGACGACCCCUGUGAUGCCUGCGUGGUCCACGGCUUCUGCGGCCUUUGGGGAAUCCUCUGUGUUGGCAUCUUCUGCACCGAUGCCAAUGUUCAGUAUGCUGCGUACCCCAAUUUGAAUACAGCCUGUGGAAGCGGCGAACAGUUCGCUGUACAGGUGGUGGGAGCUCUCUGCAUCAUCGCCUGGGUUUGCGGCACUUCAACAUUUCUCUUCUUGUUCAUCAAGUACACUGUUGGUUUCCGUGUCUCUGAGGAGAUCGAGGACAUCGGGCUGGACGCGUCUGAGCACGGCUUGAGCACCAUAUUCCCCAAGGCCGAGCAGGUGAGUUGA